AUGCUUGGCUCUUCCUUACUCCCCAGGAGGCUUCGAGGCACUCCAGCUGCAGAUACUGCGGCCACACCGAUUUGGUUGAACAAGAGGGUGACGCCCUUCCUCCAGGCGAUCUCGCGCCCAGCAAGUCUCCAUCCUAUACAUACCAUUGUCAUCGUUGCCGUACUGGCUAGCACAACAUAUAUGGGCUUGAUAGAAAGCAGCUUAUUCAACUCUGUCAAAUCCAAUACAGCUGGAAAAGCAGACUGGCCGUCUCUCCUCGAAGGGAGCCGACAAUUGAGAGUGGACGCAGACACAGAUUGGAAAUGGCAGAAUUCUGAUACGGAGAGUGCGAUUUCUCACGGAGUGGACCAUUUGGCUCUGCUGACCUUCGUCUUCCCCGAUUCGUUGGCUGCCAACUCACCGCAAAAUGCCCCACUGGCCGAUACCUUACCCCUUCCCCAAAAUCUCUCGGUCACGACUUUACCGUCAACCUCGAAUCCACUGUCUGCAAUUUCCCAGGAUAGCACAUUAGCAUAUGCUGUCCCAUAUAGCCAGGCCCCGGAGUUUCUUGCUCGGGCUCAAGAACUCCCUAAUGCCGGGACAAUACCGACAGACGAGAAUGCCCGCCAUGGAUAUGAAGCGGAGCCGAUCAAAGAGCAGAAGAAGUGGAUUAUGAAAGCUGCUAAAGCCGAUGUGACGGGAGGAAGCGUGAGAAAUUGGGUCUACAACGCCUGGACUGAGUUCGUGGAUCUGUUGAAGAACGCCGAAACUCUGGACAUCAUAAUCAUGGUGCUGGGCUACAUCUCCAUGCACUUGACGUUCGUGUCCCUCUUCGUCUCUAUGCGGAGAAUGGGAUCCAAUUUCUGGCUCUUUGCAACAACCCUGUUCUCCUCUGUUUUCGCAUUCCUCUUUGGUCUUAUUAUGACUACCAAGAUGGGUGUACCAUUGAACAUGGUUCUCUUAUCUGAAGGCCUCCCUUUCUUGGUGGUUACCAUUGGCUUUGAGAAAUCGAUCGUUCUGACAAAGGCCGUCCUCUCCGCAGCUCUUGAUACUCGACGACCUCGCCCACAAGACAGUCCGAAGUUAGCGGCGCAAAAUGUUGGCGUAUCAUCGACAUCUAUGCAGUAUGCCGUUCAAGUUGCAAUCCAGGAGAAGGGCUAUGAAAUUGUUCGGGAUUAUGCAAUCGAGAUAUGCAUCUUGGCUGCAGGAGCUGCUUCAGGCGUCCAAGGAGGUCUUCAACAAUUUUGCUUCCUGGCUGCUUGGAUUCUGGUUUUCGACUGCAUUCUACUUUUCACCUUUUACACGGCCGUCUUGAACAUCAAGCUCGAAAUCAACCGCAUUAAACGCCACAUCGCCCUCCGGCAAGCACUGGAAGAUGACGGAGUCAAUCGACGCGUUGCCGAGAAUGUAGCUCAGAGCGACGAGUGGCCAAAGGCUGACAAGUCAAAUAACGAGACCAAUAUCUUUGGGCGCAAAGUUCGAGACAGCAGCGUGCCGAAAUUCAAGGUUCUAAUGGUCUCUGGCUUCAUUAUUAUCAAUCUUCUCAACCUCGUCACAAUUCCAUUCCGUGGUGGAAAAAGCCACGCUGAGCCUCUAACCGUAUCUGGACUUUCUGGACAAGGCCUUUCGAGUGUCACGACACUACCCCCAAUGGACCCUUUCAAAGUAGCGUCGAAUGGGCUUGACUAUAUUUUUGAGACAGCAAAGUCUCAUGAUAGACCCACCGUCGUCACUAUUCUCACUCCGAUCAAAUAUGAGCUAGAGUAUCCCUCUGUUCACUAUGGAAAGCCUUCAAGGCGUCCCAAUGGCCAUGAUCAUCUGGACUUUGAUGAUUUGGGAGAUUAUGGAAUGAGUGGGCGCGUCAUGGACAGCUUACUGCGAAGCCUAGAGGAUCCAGUCUUAUCAAAAUGGAUCAUGGUUGCUCUUGCACUGAGCGUAGUCCUCAAUGGAUACCUCUUCAAUGCUGCAAGAUGGAGUAUCAAGGAACCACUCCAGAUGCCUCCUCACCAUGCUGUUACUCCAGCAGAGCUCGACCAAGCAGAAAGGUUCAACAACGCUGCUGCCCCAACGUUAAAGCUGACCGGAGUUGAUGGCCAAGUCCAGGACAGAUUCCCUCCUCCGACACCCGCGUCAACGGACGACGAAGAAGAUGGCUUGACCAUGCGAACGGCUCAAUCGGAUACACAAGUCACUACCCCACGCCCGCGGACUUUUGCGGAGAUGGACCAAAUGCUUAAGGAAAAGAAAGGACGCUUGCUUACCGACAGGGAACUGGUAGAACUUUCAAUGAAAGGCAAGAUCCCUGGCUAUGCCCUCGAAAGGACGCUCGGGGAUACCACAAGGGCUGUCAAAAUCCGAAGAGCCAUUAUCUCUCGAACACCUGCAACUGCCGAAACGACCAGUCUCUUGGAGUCCUCACUACUUCCAUAUGAGCACUACGACUUCGAUCGUGUCUUGGGUGCCUGCUGCGAGAACGUUAUCGGCUAUAUGCCUCUACCCGUUGGUGUAGCAGGACCGAUCGUCAUUGAUGGACAGAGCUUUUUCUUGCCUAUGGCGACAACAGAAGGUGUCUUAGUUGCUAGCACAAAUCGUGGUUGCAAGGCUAUCAACGCUGGAGGUGGUGCAGUUACUGUUUUGACUGGCGACGGCAUGACUCGAGGACCUUGCAUUGCAUUCGAAACGCUUGAGCGUGCUGGUGCUGCCAAAGUUUGGCUUGACUCCGAGGACGGCAAGAGAACCAUGACCAGAGCUUUCAACUCCACCAGCAGAUUUGCCCGACUACAAUCAGUCAAGACUGCCCUCGCAGGCACGUACUUGUACCCUAGAUUUAAGACGACUACUGGAGACGCCAUGGGCAUGAACAUGAUCUCUAAGGGUGUUGAACAUGCUUUAAAUGUCAUGGCUACAGAGGCCGGAUUCGAAGACAUGAACGUCAUCUCAGUGUCUGGCAAUUUCUGCACUGAUAAGAAACCAGCUGCAAUCAACUGGAUCGAUGGCCGUGGCAAGAGUGUGAUUGCAGAGGCGAUUAUUCCAGCUGAUAUUGUGCGAAGUGUUCUCAAGACCGAUGUGGAUUCGAUGGUUGAGUUGAAUCAAGCAAAGAACCUUGUUGGGAGUGCUAUGGCUGGUAGCAUUGGUGGUUUCAAUGCCCAGGCUGCCAAUAUUGUUACUGCAAUUUUCUUGGCGACUGGUCAGGAUCCUGCGCAAAACGUUGAGAGCAGUAACUGCAUCACCCUCAUGAAGAAUCUCCGUGGAAGCCUUCAAAUUAGUGUCUCCAUGCCUUCAAUCGAAGUUGGUACAUUGGGAGGUGGCACAGUACUUGAGCCACAAGGCGCCAUGCUUGAUCUGCUUGGUGUCCGAGGUUCACAUCCAACAAAUCCUGGUGACAAUGCUCGCAAACUUGCUCGCAUUGUCGCGGCCGGUGUCCUUGCUGGAGAACUGUCAUUGUGCAGUGCUUUGGCUGCCGGCCAUCUCGUCAAUGCUCAUAUGGCGCAUAAUAGAAGCGCUCCAGCCACAAGAGCAAAUACACCAGCACCGAGCGGUGCACAAACGCCAGUCACGGCUGCAGUUCAAGCAAUGCAAGAAAAGGCUGGGUUGGUCAUGUCGUCUGCAGCUGUUCAGAGAGCAGCAGAAGCGAGGAGGUAG
Molecule: messenger RNA, 3621 nt
Organism: Hyaloscypha bicolor E
Lineage: Eukaryota; Fungi; Ascomycota; Leotiomycetes; Helotiales; Hyaloscyphaceae
Exons: 2
Coding region: 1-3621 (1206 amino acids)
Biological process (GO): coenzyme A metabolic process; ergosterol biosynthetic process; isoprenoid biosynthetic process
Cellular component (GO): endoplasmic reticulum membrane; peroxisomal membrane
Molecular function (GO): protein binding; hydroxymethylglutaryl-CoA reductase (NADPH) activity
Source: RefSeq, a predicted model, not a curated record